AAGCUGACACUGUCUUCAGUCUUCUUUCUCCCCCUCGCUACAGCACGUGGCCACUACUCCUACUACUCCAACACCCCCACCUCCGUGUUGGUGUGUGCGCGUGCGUGUGUCAUUCACAUCUCCAGCUUCCAAGUCUCUAGAAACCCAUUUCUGGUGGCAGUCCUCUCACAAUGUUGACGUGUAUAAAGACCGAAGAUCGGGGUUUGGCUAUCGAUACAAGAACUGAAGACUCUCUCUGUGUUGAAGAAAUCAGUUCAGAAAACUUGAUUCAACAGCUGAACGACAGUUCAUUGGAUGAUGUCAAGGUGAAACUUGAACCUCAAGAUGCCCUUUUUGGACAAUUCCAGACUAUGAGGGACACGAUGCAUGAAGAUGCAAAAGUCUAUUAUCAGAGGCUGAGAGAGCUUGCUGGUCCUCGUGAAGAAAAUGUUUGUAAAGCUGAUACAGUAUUUCGUUCCAUGUUGCUAGAGGAAUCUUUGUUACCAGAAUCUGAAUCUACCAACACAGAACAGCAUAACAGUCAUAAACCAUCCACAAUAUUACGACUAGGACCAGCACCUCCUGUUUACGUACGGCCAACACAGACCAAGCCAAGUUUACUGGAAAUCUACCUCUCCAGCGAUUUAUAGCAGUAAACUUCUUCAAUGUCACACUGUCGCACACGGAGGCUGUUGAAGUCCAACAUUUACCAAAUCCAUCAAAUAUAGAAAAAGCAUUUUUUAACAUCUUUCUUUAUUUGAAAUAUUUCAUUCAUUCAUUUUAUGGAACAAAACUUUAAUUAGUUGCAAGACCAACUUUUAGUUAUCUAGAAUUAAUUUUCGUGUUGAGCAUAAUUAGAAAAUUAAUUUUCUUUGUUUGGGGAUGGUUAGAGUGGCUCAAAGAAGACCAAGUAAUUUAAAUGUGAAUAUUUAAAACAUGGACAGUUAUUUAACAGAUAAACUGUCAGUUCAUUUCUCUGUGUGCCAGAAUAGUGAAGAAAGGUCACUGGCUCAGAUGUGACUUGCAAGUUUUAUUGUAUAUCUGAGCAAGAUUACUUAAUUCCCUCAACACUCAAUUUCUGUAAUACUUGAUGGUUUAAACCUUCCAUAAAUUUUUUCUCUCCUUCUCACAACCAUGUCGGCUAUCACUAAAGACUCUACCUGGUUGCUUGACCUGCUUGAAAACAGCAGCAAAAUUACUCUCAAACCAUGUCCUAUCUUGAAAAGGACACAUUUGAUAAAUGUAGUCCAAGUAUACUUUGGAAAAAAAAAAUAGGAUGGUCAUGGUUGGAAUCAAUUUAAUCAUAAAAUGUAAAAUUCAAAGAAAUUGUUAGCAAGUUUCUGGAGUUGGAGGAGCUCAGUUGCCAUGGCAAUUUGGUGAACCUCAUAAAUCUUUUCUCUCCUUCUCACAACCAUGUCGGCUAUCACUAAAGACUCUACCUGGUUGCUUGACCUGCCGCAAACAGCAGCAAAAUUACUCUCAAAUCAUGUCCUAUCUAGAAAAGGACACAUUUGAUAAAUGUAGUCCAAGUAUACUUUGGAAAAAAAAAAUAGGAUGGUCAUGGUUGGAACCCAUUUAAUCAUAAAAUGUAAAAUUCAAAGAAAUUGUUAGCAAGUUUCUGGAGUUGGAGGAGCUCAGUUGCCAUGGCAAUUUGGUGAACCUAACAUCAUUCUCUGCUGAUGUGACUCUUAGACAAAAAGUGAGGAAGUGUUGGGGUCCCCAUCACUUCAUAGCAGCUAAGUUUUGUCUCACUUGACUCCCUUUUUGCCUAACCAGCAAUCCUUCUCAAGGGAUUCCGAUAGUUCUUUUGUUGAUGAUUAAAAACUGUCAACAUAAUUCGAAUUUUGGUUUUGGUCAGGAAAUGCUUCCUCAUCUAAAAAUGAAUAAUUUUCCUUGAACAUUUCAACAGAGUUGACAGUAUUACAGCUGUUUCCCAUCUGAAUAUCCUAAAACUUCAGAUAUUCCCAUUAUCUCGUCUCGUUAGCUGCUAACAAAGAAUUUGUAAAUAUCGUCUUGAUAAAAAAAAAACUAUUUUCUUUUGAACAAAUUAGACUUCAAGUUCUUUUUACAUUGUGCUCACCAUCAAAACUUCAUAUUCAGUGCUGUUUAUAUUUUUAUAGAUUUAUCAAACUGUAUAUUUCAAGUCUUUUAAGUAAGAAUGUAUAUUUUUAUAUGCAGUGGAAUGUUGUCUCAAGUAGACAUUGUUAGCUAUUCUUUACAUUUACAUCAGACUUUUACUUCAUUAAAACUAACACUGCUCCAUAUUUUCCAAGUUCUGUAUAUUUUUCUUGUUACCCUACAAUAACUAGUCUCAAAAUUGUAGUAAAAAUGUAUUUUUGUUGUGAAUGAGAGAAUUUUGUGAAACAAAAUAAAUAAUUCCUAAUUUC
Molecule: messenger RNA, 2366 nt
Organism: Octopus sinensis (East Asian common octopus)
Lineage: Eukaryota; Metazoa; Mollusca; Cephalopoda; Octopoda; Octopodidae
Exons: 5
Coding region: 171-629 (152 amino acids)
Source: RefSeq, a predicted model, not a curated record